Molecule: messenger RNA, 957 nt
Organism: Penicillium angulare
Lineage: Eukaryota; Fungi; Ascomycota; Eurotiomycetes; Eurotiales; Aspergillaceae
Exons: 1
Coding region: 1-957 (318 amino acids)
Source: RefSeq, a predicted model, not a curated record
AUGGAUUUAGAUAUUCUGGAGUCAGCUCUCGACCAGGACAACUUUGAUCAAAGAAGUCCAUCGGAUGGAAAUCCAUCUACUCCCAGAGGGUCACUGAGCCAAUCAGUACUGGAAAUGGUCCCUUCUCGCUACUCGCCUGGGGCUAAUCCAGAGCUUGGGGAUGCUAGAAGUGAAUGUACUCAGAUCUUGUUGGAAACAGUCUCGAUGGAAUGGAGUCAGGGCGAGCGAGCAACAGGAGAGGAACCCAACCCCGACACUGGAUCUGUUCUUGGAAUUGCUGCUCAGGCAUCUAUCGAUCCUGCAGCACAGCGACGAUCUUCGUCAGAAACGAUAAUAUUGUCAGAAGAACGCCGUCCCUCCAGGUCUGAAGAACAAGAAGCUUUUCUCGGUGGCCUGAGGAGGGCCCAAGUGGAGCAAGAGGAGUUGGAAAAAAGGAUGGAGAGCGACGGGCUCAAUGAAGAGCUCAAUUUGCUCUAUCAUAAUCAAGCUUCACGCAGAGAUUUGCUUCAAUCAGGUCAAACUCAGGAUUUGUCACUGCUGACCUCUGCUAACCAGCAAUCGGAAGCAGCAUACAGAGAGACCGAGCAUAUCACAACAAAACCUGUCGACUCCAAUUGUCAAACGUCUACACAACCACUUAUCGAGAUCAAGUUCUGGUCACUCGAGCGAGGUCAGUGGAAUCAAUCUGACUGUCUCCUCGUAGACCCAUCCGACCCCUCACCCUUGGAGCGGCUCGCACGAAAGUACUCAUGCAAAGGAUAUACACUCUACGAUGGGAAUCUUAAGAGCCUUCGUCCAGCCCAUUGUUACCGCGCAGCAACAGCGGAUGAUACCAAUGUGAUCUUCUUGAUUUCCGCCCACGAAGAGAAAACCAUUGCGGCUACAGAAGGAAUAGGGAAGGAGGAGAAACUGAUUUCAAUGGCCGCUUGCAUUUUGGGACGUGCAGGAGAGCGAUGA